Ilex paraguariensis (yerba mate) is the source of this 2076-nucleotide messenger RNA. The record is from the annotation of a GenBank genome assembly. Lineage: Eukaryota; Viridiplantae; Streptophyta; Magnoliopsida; Aquifoliales; Aquifoliaceae.
AUGGCUAACAUCCCCUCUCUUGGGUCUUCUUUGGUUUUCUUAGUUGUUUUCUUUGCCACUUUGAGUGCAGUUUGUGAUGCUGAUGAUGAAGAAAGAAAGAUUCACAUAGUAUAUAUGGGAGCUCUCCCUGAAGGAGAAUAUUCACUAUCAUCUCAGCACUUCAGUUUUGAUGGUGUGGUGUCAGUUUUCCCAAGCAAAACUCUUCAUCCUCAAACAACAAGAUCUUGGGACUUCAUGGGUUUCUCUGAGAAUGUCCAUCGAAAUCCUACCAUCGAGAGUAAUGUCAUAGUUGGGGUUAUCGACACCGGAAUUUGGCCUGAAUCGGAGAGUUUCAACAGUGAAGGCUUUGGUCCUCCACCCAAGAAAUGGAAGGGAAAAUGUAAAGGCGGCCAAAAUUUCACUUGCAACAACAAAAUCAUCGGAGCUCGGUAUUACACCUCCGAUGUCUCGGCCAGGGACAUUAUGGGCCAUGGAACCCAUACUGCCUCAAUAGCAGCCGGAAACCUCGUAAAACAAGCCAGUUUUUAUGGACUCGCACAAGGAACUGCAAGAGGAGGGGUACCCUCAGCCAGAAUAGCUGCAUAUAAAGUUUGCCACCCUGACAUUGGUUGUAGAGAGACUGACAUACUAGCAGCUUUUGAUGAUGCAAUAGCCGAUGGAGUCGACAUUAUUACAGUUUCAUUAGGAGUACAAUUUGUUACAGAUUUGACCUAUGAUAGCAUUGCAAUCGGAGCGUUUCACGCGAUGGAGAGAGGUAUACUCACUACUCAUUCUGCCGGUAAUGCCUUUCAUGCGGGGACAGUGGUCAGUGUGGCGCCAUGGAUGCUCACUGUCGCAGCAAGCAGUACAGAUCGUCAAAUCAUUGACAAAGUUGUUCUUGGGGAUGGAAGAACACUUGUUGGUAAUGCAGUUAAUCAAUUCAAGGUGAAUGGUACAAAACACCCUCUGAUAUAUGGAAGUGAUGUUACAAAAACAUGUGAUGAAUUCAGUGCUCAAUUGUGCUCUGAAGGGUGUUUAGACAGUGGAUUAGUGAAAGGAAAGAUUGUAUUAUGCAAUGAUGCUAAGGGUAUAAAAGAAGUUCAUAGAGCUGGUGCCUUUGGAGCAAUUGCACAAAGUGGAGAACUAACAGAUGUUUCUAUUAUUGUCCCCUUGCCUGCAUCGGUUUUAAGUGCCAAAGACAUUGAUCUGGUCCAAAGAUACAUGAAUUCCUCAAAAAUGCCUAGAGCAAGAAUAUCUCGAAGUGAGCCAGUACGCAAUUUUAGUGCUCCUUUUGUUCCUUCUUUUUCUUCAAGAGGACCAAAUACAAUCAUACCAGAGAUUUUGAAGCCAGAUAUAGCUGCCCCGGGUGUUGAAAUCUUGGCUGCAUAUUCACCGGCUGCUUCACCAUCUGAAGACCCCCUCGAUAAGAGAUCUAUCAAAUACAACAUAUUAUCCGGGACAUCCAUGUCAUGCCCCCAUGCUGCUGGUGCAGCAGCAUAUGUAAAAUCUCUGCACCCCGAGUGGUCGCCUUCAGUCAUCAAAUCUGCUCUUAUGACGACAGCCUGGCGAAUGAAUGCAACCAAAAAUCCAGAUGCUGAGUUCGCGUAUGGAGCUGGGCAUAUAGAUCCUGUAAAAGCUUCAAAACCUGGACUUGUCUAUGAAUCCAUGAAAGAAGACUACGUCAAAAUGCUGUGCAACAUGAAAUACGAUGAAUCGAAGCUUAGAAAAAUAUAUGGAGACAACACUAUCUGCCCAAAGGGGACUAAAGGGGCACCAAAGGAUCUCAAUUACCCUUCAAUGGCUGUUCGUGUUGCAGGAGCGACGCCUUUCACUGUUCAAUUUCCGAGAACAGUCACAAAUGUUGGACUUGCAAACUCAACAUACAAAGCAACAAUCAUCAAGAAUUCUCAUUUGAGGGUCAUUGUCAAGCCUAGCAUUAUUUCCUUCAAAUCAUUGAAUGAGAAGAAAUCGUUUGUUGUGUUUGUCAAUGGGAAGGUAUCGGAUUCACUGGAAUCUGCUGCACUGGUUUGGUCUGAUGGCACUCAUAGUGUACGAAGUCCGAUUGUAGUGUUCACAGAUAUAUUUUCUGGUGUUUGA